Messenger RNA from Rhizoctonia solani, 465 nucleotides. RefSeq names its product peptidase inhibitor clitocypin domain-containing protein. NCBI's taxonomy places the organism in Eukaryota, Fungi, Basidiomycota, Agaricomycetes, Cantharellales, Ceratobasidiaceae. The transcript has 4 exons. Bases 1 to 465 code for a protein of 154 amino acids. The record is from RefSeq and is a predicted model, not a curated record.
AUGAGCACUCGCAACCCAUCCGACGACUAUACUUACAUCCUGCGCUAUGCAAAAGACCUCAUCGGCCAGUCGUGUGCGACCCGGUCUGGACCUGACCGGCCUAUCGAACUACACCCGCGAGUACCCGAACUCGUGGACAUCCAAGGAUGGACAGUCAAACGCAGGGACGAAGAACAACACUAUCAAAUAUUGGAUCCGACCACAUAUGUCGGGAAACACUACGGAUUUUCUGCCUCGCGCGAUCCGGGACUUCAGGAGUCUGUGAUGUUGGGGAGUAAACCGUCUGAUUUUAUAUUUAUACCGGAAAAGGAGCCAAUGAAGUACAUAAUUGCCUUGUCGGGACCGACCACGGGGGGACACAAAUGUCUUGAUGUGGUCAAUAACAAGGUUGUCAUACGACUCUUCCAAGAGGGUCAUUUGUGGGAUGAACUUCCACGGUGGUACCUGGAUCGUAUUGUCUACUGA